ACCUGUACCAAGUUCGAGGCUUCCUUUACGACCUCGAGUGCACUCUCCUCCGAUCUCUUUCUAUCUUUCUUUUAUCUCCUCUUUGUGUCUCUGCCGACACUAUGCAGAGCGACGACGUUAUAUGGUCGGUUAUCAACCAGCAAUUUUGCUCCUACAAAGUCAAAACUGUCACACAAAACUUCUGCCGGAAUGAGUACAACGUUACUGGAUUCUGUAAUAGGCAGAGCUGUCCGCUUGCCAAUUCGAGGUAUGCGACGGUGAGAGAGCAAGAAGGUACCCUCUACCUCUUUGUGAAGACGAUCGAACGUGCGCAUUCGCCUGCACACAUGUGGGAGAAGAUCAAGCUCUCGAACAAUUAUACCAAAGCACUAGAGCAGAUAGACAAGGAACUUACACACUGGCCGAACUUCACGAUUCAUAAAUGCAAACAACGUGUAACGAAGAUCACUCAAUACCUCAUCAAGAUGCGUAGGAUGCGUUUACGACAAGAACCAAAACUCAUUGGCGUCAAGAAGAAACUCGACCGCCGUGAAGCAGUACGAGAACGCAAAGCCCUCUCUGCAGCCAAACUCGAGCGUUCCAUACAAGCCGAACUCAUUGAACGUCUGAAAUCCAAAGCCUACGGCGAUGCUCCUCUGAAUGUGAACGAAGAGGUGUGGCAAGCAGUGUUGGAUCAAGAACGUAAAGGUAAAGACAAGCUCAUGGAUGGAGGUGAAUUGGAGAUGGAAGAUGACGAGACAGAGGAGGAGUUAGAGGAGGAAUUGGAAGAGGAGUGGGAUGAGGAUGAGGAAGGAUGGGGUGAUAGGGAGUUCGUCAGUGAUGUUAGUGAAAGUGAGGGUGAGGAUGAUGGUUCGAGUGAUUUAGAGGGCAUCGCGUCCGGAGAAGGUUCAGAAGAGGGCGAGGAAGGCGAAGAAUCGGAGGAGGACAAGGAAUCAACCAAAAAGACUGCGUUGGGCAAACGGAAAGCUGCUCCGCGGUCGCAGAAACCACCACGAAAGGGUCCGGAAAAAAAAGCCAAACGUGGGCCGAGAGUGGAAGUGGAGUACGAGCAGGAGAUGGAGAGUGUACCUCUCACGAAAGAAAUGCUUGCGAACUGGUAGCAGCAUUAUUCUCGCUGGUUGCAUGUAUUUCACUUGUUCGAUCUGCGCUGAUGCGAGAACCGAUAUUCACUCAUUUGAGCAUGUCGUUGCCAGGAUUAUUACCUUAGUGUGAUCUGGACCACCAUGUUUCCUUACAGUGAUCAAUGCUAGGCAGGUCAAGGACUCUGGGCACGACGGUGACCAGACAGUGACUCUUCUAACUGACGUUCGAGUUGAGACCUGACAGUAGUGAUCUCUCGGUACUAUCAAUCCGCCCUUCGACCAGACAACUACGAGAGUGAUGCCCUCUCAUCGACUUCUCAAACUUGAGAGGUAACACAGCAUAUAAUAUUCAGCCGUAC
Somion occarium is the source of this 1441-nucleotide messenger RNA. Lineage: Eukaryota; Fungi; Basidiomycota; Agaricomycetes; Polyporales; Cerrenaceae. The record is from the annotation of a GenBank genome assembly.